CUAUAGGGCAUGUUGAACAAAAAGAUAUGUUACAAUAUACAGACGGCCUCAUCUCAUGAACAUAACCGUUGACUGAGCACACACUGACGCGUGUAUUCUAAAUUUCUAAUCUUGGGGACGGCGCCAUCCAAUAUCAUUCAUAAUUCCUAACAGGUGUAUCCAUCAAAAUGGAAAACUAACCAAUGGACCUCACACCUGCUGGCGGUGAGCGUGACAUUCCUGACGACUUGUUCAUGUGCUCUGAGCUCUACAUUGCAGCGUUCGAGGGGCACACCGAUCAGGUCAUCGGACUUUUAGAAGGAAGCCGCGCCUCCGCGGCAGUCGCCGGGAACGGCUGGUCGUCGCCGGCGGCACAACCAACAGCUAAACACCAUGGAAACUGUAACAUUCACGAGGUGACCGCCGAGCGCUGGACGCUGCUCCACAUCGCGGCGGCGCAGGGGCACGACGACCUGAUCGACGAGCUAUGCCGCCGGGACAGCGGCCUCCUCUCCGCGGCGAGCUCGUCGGGGGACACGCCGCUGCACUGCGCGGCGAGGGCGGGGCACGCCGGCGCGGUCCGGGCCAUCGACCGGCUGGCACGCGCGAACGUGGAGGAGGACAGGCUGCGGGAGGCCCUUCGCGGGAGGAACGAGGCCGGCGACACGGCGCUGCACCUCGCCGCGAGGCACGGCCACGGCGAGGCCGCGGAGGCGGUGGUGGAGGCGGCGCCGGAGACGGCGGCCGAUCUGAACGGCGCCGGCGUGUCGCCGCUCUACCUGGCGGUGAUGAGCGGGUCGGUGCGCGCCGUCACGGCGAUCCUCUGGUGCAGGGACGCGUCAGCCACUGGACCGAAAUCACAGAACGCGUUGCACGCUGCGGUUCUCCAGUGUUCAGAAAUGGUUUCUUUGCUACUGAACUGGAAACCAGGACUGGUCAUCGAUCUUGACAGCAACAGGAGCAGCCCACUGCAUUUUGCCUCAUCUGAUGGUGACUGCUCCAUUAUCAAAGCAAUCCUAGCUCAUGCACCUCCCGGAGCUGCACACAUGCAGGACAACCAGGGCCUCUCACCGUUGCAUGCCGCGGCGCUGAUGGGCCAUGCAGCUGCUGUCCGCUUGCUGAUGCAGUUCUCACCGGCUUCGGCGGAUGUUCGAGACAAGCAUGGCAUGAGCUUUCUACAUGUUGCAGCUAUGAAAGGCCAUGCUUCCAUCAUCUCGCAUGCUGCGAAAAACAGGAUGCUUGAGCACCAUCUGAAUGCUCAGGACAGGGACGGAAACACGCCGCUCCAUUUAGCGGUGGCUGCAGGGGAAUACAAUGUUGUUUCUAAGCUGUUAUCAAGUGGCAAGGUGCAAACUCAUAUCAUGAACAAUGCAGGUUGCACACCAUCUGACCUUGUGAAGGAUUGCAAAGGUUUCUACUCAAUGGUAAGGUUAGUGGUGAAGAUGUAUGUCUCAGGAGUACAAUUCCAACCACAAAGACAGGAUCAGAUAGAGAAAUGGAACGGCCAAGAUAUAAUGAAAUGGCGAGAGACAACAUCGAAAAAUCUUGCAGUUGUUUCCACGCUUGUGGCAACAGUCGCCUUCUCCGCAGCUUUCAACGUUCCUGGAUCAUAUGGAGAUGAUGGAAAAGCAAUCCUAACCGGUGAUCGCAUGUAUGAUGCCUUCUUGGUUCUGGAUACAUUUGCUGUGGUUAGUUCAGUGACGGCAACAAUACUUCUGGUCUAUGGAAGAGCCUCCCAGUCUAACCGUUCAUGGGUAGGCUUCAUGAUCUCGAUGCACUUCCUAUGGAUGUCACUUAACAGCAUGGUGCUAGGCUUCUUCACUGCUAUGGCUGCAGUGACGAACAAGAAAGUGGGCACGAAGACAGCAAUGUCCCAAAUGAUCUACUUCGGGAUGUACUUCUUGGUAAUGCUACUCAUAAGCCUUGUAACACCAGGGUCACUUAUAGGCACUUUGAAGUUUCUGAUAGGGGGUUGCAUGGAACGACAACGGCGUGUCAAGAGACGCAUCUGCCGGCAGUAUCCCUUCACCAUUAGCUAUGUGUUUAAUGUGGUUAUGUUCAUAGUGCUAAGUUGUGUAGCCAUUACUUCCGUUGAUGUCACUAGAAACCUCCCAUGAUAGGUGCGAUAUGCUGCUAAGUGUAAUUCAUGCAAAACCAGUACAAAACUAACAAAGCAUACGACAAUCAUUGAAUAGCAUCAUGUCACUUUCAACCAUAGUAUAUAGGUUACGCAUCAUAUGUCAAUCCAAUAUAUGUAUAUCAUAAGUGACACCUUAUAAAGAUUUGCAUGCACUACACACACAAAAUGCUCGAUUUUCUUAUAUGUUUAGAAGACUUUA
Messenger RNA from Oryza sativa Japonica Group (Japanese rice), 2318 nucleotides. Its product is annotated as ankyrin repeat-containing protein NPR4-like. Gene Ontology annotation, cellular component: plasma membrane. Gene Ontology annotation, molecular function: protein binding. The record is from RefSeq and is a predicted model, not a curated record. Lineage: Eukaryota; Viridiplantae; Streptophyta; Magnoliopsida; Poales; Poaceae.